AUGAUAAAGGCCUUGCGCUCUCGCGCUCAUGCUACUGGCUCGUCGUUGUAGCCCUCAGCCCCAGCGGCCCCUGCAAAGACUAUCGCAGACUCUCGCUCACCUCAGGCCGACUACGGCAACCCGAUCGUUUACUUCGUCUCCCACCCGCGGCACCAUGGCGUACCCUGCCAAAAUCCAGGCGAUCAAUAUACCCAAGCAGGGUGAUCUCGAUGUCAUCGAAAAGAACGAGAUCCCGUUCGCGCGCGCCGAUCCGACGCAUCUCAUCGUCAAGAUGCACUACGGCGGUGUGAACUUCAUCGAUACGUAUUUCCGCAAGGGACUUUACCCCGUGAAGAGCUUCCCGGCGACGCUUGGUACGGAGGGCGCCGGGAUUAUCGUCGAGCUGCCGACGGACGAGAGCGUGCUCAACCAUGAGCACUUCAAGAAGCGGGGGUAUGCGAUUGGUGCGAAGGUCGCUACGUACCAGCUUGGCGCCUACCAGGAGUACAUCUCUAUUCCGUGGAACAACGCCUAUCCGCUCCCGGAGUCCGUUCCUCUCAGGACGGGUGCCGCUUCUCUGACGCAGGGCCUCACCGCGUUGACGUUUAUGACGGAGGCCCAUAAUGUAAAGAAGGGCGAGACCAUCUUCGUGCACACCGUCGCCGGUGGACUAGGCUUGAUCUUCGCCCAGAUCGCCAAAUUGCGUGGCGCUACUGUCAUUGGAACGACGUCCACGCCAGAGAAAGCCGAGCUGGCGAAGGUGCACGGUGCGGACCACGUCAUCCUGUAUAAGGACGAGGACAUCGUGAAGCGCGUCAAGGAGAUCACCAACGGCGAGGGCGUCGACGCCAUCUUCGACGGUGUUGGGAAGGACACGUUUGAGCUCGACUUCGAGAUCAUCAAGCGGAAGGGCACUCUCGUCUCCGUCGGGAACGCGUCUGGUGCUGUGCCGCCUUUCCCGCCUCUUAAGCUCACGCCUAAGAACCUCAAGCUGCUCCGUCCCACAAUGGGCAACUACGUCGUGACCCCGGAGGAGCUCACGUUCUACUGCUCCUCCCUCUUCGCCUCCGUCGCGGACGGUUCCAUCAAGAUCAACAUCUUCAAAGAGUAUCCCUUCACAGCCGACGGCGUGCGCCAGACCCAGAUUGACCUCACGGGCGGUAAAACGACGGGAAAGUUGCUUAUCAAGAUCUCCGAAUAAAUCAUGCCUACCCCACUACAUCUUAGCAUGCUCUCGGACACGAAUUGGAAUGUAUGAUAUCCCUUCAGCGCGGCUUAAAACUGUCCAGGUCACCGUCUACCACCGAAAAUCAUUAUUCAUGGGCGUGCCCCUGGAUGCCGAUGGAUUGCUGUGUAUACGAAGGCUCCUGAAAUGGGAGGCGGGAUGCGCUUAUCAGGACGGGCCAGUGACGAGCGACCAUUUUAGGAACGUUUCGUACACACAACAAUUUCUCGACAUCCUGGGGCGCCCCAGGGUGGGUUUUUCGGAGAUAGCUGGCGACCUGCGGAUACUAGCUUAGCGUACGGGCUAUAUGGCG
Punctularia strigosozonata HHB-11173 SS5 is the source of this 1517-nucleotide messenger RNA. Its product is annotated as NAD(P)-binding protein. Gene Ontology annotation, biological process: cellular response to oxidative stress. Gene Ontology annotation, molecular function: quinone reductase (NADPH) activity. Lineage: Eukaryota; Fungi; Basidiomycota; Agaricomycetes; Corticiales; Punctulariaceae. The transcript has 6 exons. The record is from RefSeq and is a predicted model, not a curated record. Gene Ontology annotation, cellular component: cytoplasm. Bases 155 to 1180 code for a protein of 341 amino acids.